Sesamum indicum (sesame) is the source of this 3196-nucleotide messenger RNA. Its product is annotated as scarecrow-like protein 14. NCBI's taxonomy places the organism in Eukaryota, Viridiplantae, Streptophyta, Magnoliopsida, Lamiales, Pedaliaceae. The record is from RefSeq and is a predicted model, not a curated record.
GUCACGUGUGGACUGUGACAAGAUGAAGAUUACCAUGCUCUCUCUCUCUCUAUCAUCAGAAACCUCCGUUUUUUUAAUGCUGAGAAAACGCAGACCCAUCUUCAGCAAAUCUUCAAUGCGCUCUCUCUCUCUCUCUCUCUCCCCAAGAGUUCUUUGAAGUGUUUCUGCUUCUGGAUUUUGAAUUUUGAUAUUCGAAAGCUUGUAUCUUGAAAAGUUUGGAUCAGUCAGCAGCAGUACAGGUGAUAAGAGAAGUUGAGGGAGGCGAUUCUCUGAUAUGAGAGUAGUUUCUAUCUUCAAUUCUUAUUGCAAACUAGAUGGUCAUGGAUCAGUACUUUAGCAGUUGAGUGGGACAAUGUCUAGAAUCAAAUUUAACAACAAAGCUGUCCCUGUAUCGCCGGAUCCUAACAUGAUUGAAUAUUUGAGAGUUAGUGAUAGGUUUUUGGAUAGGAAUGUCGUUGAUAAUAUGCCAGUUUCUAGCCAGUUCAGUUUUGAUGCCCGAGGUCCGUCGUCAGAAGGCGAGUAUCCUGUGGAUUUUGAUUUUAGUGAUGUGGUGCUCAAGUACAUAAACCAUAUUCUCAUGGAAGAGGAAGUGGAAGACAAAACCUGCAUGUUUCAAGAGUCUGCAGCUCUUCAAGCUGCAGAAAAAUCAUUCUAUGAGGUACUUGGAGAACAAUAUCCUGCCUCCACAGAUUAUCAGCUGUUGCCAAAUUUAGAUCUGAAUACUGAAAGCCCUGAUGAUAAGUUCUCUGGAGAAUUGAAAAGUUAUUGUGGUUCUGGUGAUAUGGGAGCUCUGUGUACGGAUUGGCAUACUGAUCCCUACUACGAUCGAAUUGGCGGGCAUCAUGUUACUGGUAAUUUAGUCUCACAAUCUGUUUCUCUGUCAUCUUAUAGUUCAUCAAGUAAUGACACCAUCAUUGAUGGCCCGAUCGAUUCUCCUGUGAGUACUCUUAAAGUUCCUCAUAUAUUUGGAGGUAAUGAGUCAGCUAUGCAAUUUAAGAAGGGCGUUGAAGAAGCAAGGAAAUUUCUUCCUAGUGGUAGUAAAUUAAUUGUUGAUAUGAAGUAUGAUAAGUCAGUGGAAAAGAAGCAAAAAGAAGGCCGUACCAGUAUGGUCGUUAAGGUGGAAAAGAACAUUAAUAAUGACGAGUCUUCCGAUUUAUCACGGGGAAAGAAGAAUCCAUAUCAUGAGAGCAUGGGGCUGCAAGACGAACGGAGCAGCAAGCAAUCCGCCACUUAUUCUGAAUCAACUGUGACUCCAGAAAUGUUUGAUAAGGUGCUUCUAUGCAGCGGAGGGAGAAAUGAAUCUGCCCUUCGCAAAGAACUGAGUGAAGUAAGUAAACUCACUCCACAGAUUGCUUAUUUAAAGGGAUCUAGUGGUGGGAAAACCCGUGUUAAGAAACAGGGAGGAAAAAGGAAUGUGGUUGAUUUGAGAACCCUAUUGACCCUUUGUGCACAAGCUGUUGCAGCUGAUGACCGUAGGACCGCAAAUGAGUUUCUUAAGCAGAUUAGACAGCAUGCAACUCCAACUGGAGAUGGAAUGCAGAGACUUGCCCAUUACUUUGCCGAUGGUCUUGUGGCACGUAUGGCUGGAUCUGGGACUCAGAUAUAUACAUCCCUAAUUAAUAUGCCUACAUCUGCUGCUGACGUCUUGAAGGCCUACCAUAUAUAUCUUGCUACCUGUCCAUUUAGAAAGAUCUCUAAUUUCUUUGCAAAUAAGACCAUUAUGAAUCUGUCUGCGAAAGUCACAAGGCUCCAUAUUAUUGAUUUUGGCAUUCUCUAUGGUUUCCAGUGGCCUUGCUUUCUACAACGUCUCUCUUCUAGACCUGGCGGACCGCCCAAACUUCGUAUUACUGGUAUCGAUCUUCCAUGUCCAGGUUUCCGACCAUCAGAAAGGGUUGAAGAGACUGGGAGGCGCUUGGCUAGAUAUGCUGAGACUUUUAAAGUUCCAUUUGAGUUCAAUGCUAUAGCUCAGAAGUGGGAAACAAUUACUCUAGAAGAUCUUAAGAUCAACACGGAUGAGUUGCUUGUUGUGAACUGUCUUUACAGAUUUAGGAAUCUACUAGAUGAAACUGUGAUGGUGAACAGUCCAAGAAACAUUGUUCUAAACCUUAUCAGAAAGAUGAACCCUGCUGUUUUUGUUCUGGGAAUUGUGAAUGGUUCCUAUAAUGCCCCCUUUUUCAUUACAAGAUUUCGUGAGGCGCUGUUUCAUUAUUCUUCCUUAUUUGACAUGCUUGAGGCCAUUAUUCCCCGAGAAAUUCAUGAGAGAAUGCUUCUUGAGAGAAUAGUAUUCGGCCGGGAAGCAAUGAAUGUAAUUGCUUGUGAAGCAGCUGAAAGGAUUGAGAGACCAGAGACAUACAAGCAGUGGCAGGCUCGGAACAUGAGGGCUCGGUUUGAGCAGCUUCCUCUGGACAAGGAGAUUAUGAAAAUGGCAAGAAACAGAGUCGAAUCAUCCUAUCACAAGGAUUUUGUGAUAGAUGAAGAUGGCCACUGGAUGUUGCAGGGUUGGAAGGGGCGUAUUGUUUACGCACUUUCUUCUUGGAGGCCUGCAUACUGAAAUUCAUCGAUGACACCUUCAGAAAGGCCAAAUCGCUGGUUACUGAUCAUGCUGUCUUCUGCAUCAAUUGCAGAAUAUCAAUAUGUUUCUUUUGUUAAUAGCAAGCUGUUUAUUGGAAUCAGAAUUGCUCCUGCUUAGGCAGUUCUUGUGCUUUUCAAUCUGGCUGAAGAAUGUCAAGUGGACUAGCAACACAUAGCCCCGAAAACAAUUGUGCCAUCGCUCCACUGGGCCAAUAGACAUGCAUGCUUGAACAAUUCGGAGGGUGUUUUUUCUGUCAUAUGCCUGGAGGUACCGCAGAAUCGAGAGAAACUGCUACAUAUGCAGUCUUUUGUCCAAGACCAUAAUGGCAGGGGAGAAAGUGUUGUUUUCUUUCCCUCUGUACUCUAUUAUCAACAUCAAUUAUACGCUGUCUAUCUUCUUUUAAUUGGCAUUUGUAAAGAUAAUUUGUAUUUUAAUUCUAUUUUACUCAAGAAUUUAGCAUUGUGCCGGAUGACUUGCACUUGGGCGACAUCGUGGGAGACAAGGCGGCAACGUCGCUUCGCCCCCUUUUGAUGGGGUGACCGCCAUCACUCCCUUCUGCUAAGACGGCGUCGGCAUUGCCCCCUUUGCGUCCAGAUUCUCCUAUCGCUCUUCGUAUUAUAUAUA